Molecule: messenger RNA, 1137 nt
Organism: Aspergillus fischeri NRRL 181
Lineage: Eukaryota; Fungi; Ascomycota; Eurotiomycetes; Eurotiales; Aspergillaceae
Product: agmatine deiminase family protein
Exons: 1
Coding region: 1-1137 (378 amino acids)
Biological process (GO): putrescine biosynthetic process
Molecular function (GO): agmatine deiminase activity; protein-arginine deiminase activity
Source: RefSeq, a predicted model, not a curated record
AUGUUGCCUCCUCUGGAAACUGGUCGCUUCUUUUUCCCGCCCGAGUGGCAUCCUCAUCUUGCUACCAUACUUGGUUUCCCAUCCCGAGCUUCGACUUGCGGCGAGCUCCACGAUGAGAACUGCAGUGAAAUAGUCGACCUUGCCGCUGCAAUCGCAGAGUUUGAACCCGUCCGGCUGUACGCGCGUCCAGAAGACGUAUCUGCUGCCCAGGACCUUGUCAACCGCAAGUUAGCCGACCCCUCCCAAGUGAGCGUCAUCCCCACGCCCAUCAACCACUGUUGGGUACGCGAUACUGGCCCGGUGUAUGUUCACGACGCAUCGGGCGAGUUAGAUCCAAAGCAGAGACUAGCGAUCAGCUUCGAAUUCAACGAAUGGGGCAAUAAAAACGGAUGGGAAGGCAUCGAUGGGGAUUACCGAUUCGCCAACCCUUCCAUGUCGCCGAAAUCUUUGCAGGAGAACACAGACUUCGCUCGCAAUGUCAUCGAGAGCGACACCACCCCAUCGCCCGUGCAGGUGGUCAAAUCACGCAUCCGCACGGAGGGCGGCGGUCUCGUCGUUGACGGCGAGGGCACCUUGAUUGUUGCCGAGAGCUAUAUGGUCUGCGACCAGCGCAACCCGGGCCUGAGUCGUGAUGAGAUCGAGGCAGAACUGCGCCGGGUCCUUGGCGUGGAGAAAGUUAUCUGGGUUCCUGGACGGAAGGGACUCGACAUCACCGACUGCCAUGUGGAUGCUGAGGUGCGAUUCAUCCGCCCGGGUGUCCUCGUCUGGUCACGCCAUCACCCCAGUGUCCCACAGGUGUGGUUGGAUAUGUCCCACGAGAUCCGGAACAUAUUGGAAAACGAAACAGACGCGAAGGGCCGGAAAUUCGAACUGCAUGCGAUCGAUGAGCCUGGUCCGGAGGACCUGGGCAUUCAAGAGCACGACGAGUUCGUUUCUGGGUACGCCAAUUUCUAUUUCUGCAACGGAGGAGUGAUUAUUCCUGGAUUCGGCGUCGAGGAGUACGAUCGCAAGGCGAGGGAAACCCUGCAGGCGCUGAUGCCGGAGCGCACGGUGCGACAGGUGCAACUCAACGCCAUUCCCUUAAGUGGUGGAGUGAUCCACUGUGUGACACAGCAGGUUCCAAUGCCAGCAGCGUAG